UUAGCUGCCCUCGGUUCUUCUUGGUUGACAGAUAAAAAAGGAGAGCAAAGCGGAUCACAUCCGGGGUUGGUUUAUUCUAAUCGCGAGCCCUUCUACCCGGAAAAAACUUAGACAACUUUCCGUGGCUCGAUCAGGCACAGUACAUAUCAGAAACAUGUCAGCGCCCGGAAUAUGAACUAUUCGUAAAUGUUUGUACGAAAACGUAAUUUUUUAUCAUGUGGCCGAGACGCGUCCUAUAGAAUUAGUAUUUUUAAACACUUCGGUUUAUUGGGUUGCGGCUUACACGGCAACCAUCAGAAUUUCAGAAGCGGUGAUAUGAAGUAGUGUUCCAGGGCAGGAUGCCGUACCUGGACAGACUGAGCAGGGUGUGUGGCUUCCUGGACAUCGAGGAGCAGGAGAACAGCGGCCGAUUCCAGAGGAGGUACUUCAUCCUGGACACGCAGGGAAAUACACUGCUGUGGUACAUGGACAACCCUCAGAACCUCCCUAGUGGAGCUAGUGCUGUGGGAAGCCUACGACUGACCUAUAUCUCCAAGGUGAGUGAGGCCACACUGAAACAGAAGCCCAAGACUGAGUUCUGUUUUGUGAUCAACUCAGUGUCUCGCCGGUACUACCUUCAAGCCAACGACCCGACAGACAUGAAAGACUGGGUGGUGGCUCUCAACAAGGCCACCAAGAUCACAGUUCCCAAAGCUGGACCUGUCACCCAGCCUAGUCGCGAUGUUACCACGGUGACGAGUGAUGGAGUGAAGCCACAGCAGGCCUACAGAGCAGAGAUUAUUGGAGGUGUUGUGGUUCACACCCCUAUCUACCAGAACAAUGGGGAAGAGUCAGAGAUCAGAGAAAGCAAGCCCACCAGGCUGGGGGUGCUACGAUGUGGCUUCUGUGUCAAACAGGGAAACGUGAGGAAGAGCUGGAAAAGACGUUUCUUCAUCCUGGACCACAACUCUGUCAGUUACUACAAGUGUGCUUCGGACAAGGAGCCCCUGAGAGCUGUUCCUCUGAGGGACAUCCAGAAGGUCCAUGAAUGUCUGGUCAAGUCUGGGGAGCUACUGACGAGAGACAACCUGUUUGAAAUCAUCACCAGCUCCAGAAUCUUCUACGUCCAGACAGACUCUCCAGAGGACAUGCAUGGCUGGAUCAGAGAUAUCCAGAUGAAGAUACAGGACUUUAGAGGCCCUCCAAAGGGAUCUGGGUUCAAGCUUGGCCCCUCACUGUGUCACAGCGGUAACCGGGCUACCCGCUCAGGUCCUCAAGGGGAGGACAGAAGACCCCCCCUGGUGAAGUCCUGCUCAGUAGCCCCAGGCUGGCAGCCCUGGACCCCCCUACCCCAGCGAGAGACCUCCACUCUGCCCACGCUGGACCAAGAGCAUACCUUCAGCUCCCUGCCCGCCAUGCCCUCUCGCUCUUCCACCUCCUCUUCCUCCUCUUCCUCCCUCUCCUCCUCGUCCACCUCCCUCUCCGCACCGGCCCCUGGUCACGCCGUGCCCCGCACGGCGGCGGCAGCCCUGGCUCAGAAGGUGUCCCUGGGAUCGGCGGGAGACCCGGCAGGCCCAGCGCCAUCUGUUGGUCGUAGGAGGCAUCACUCCCAUCCUCAGCCUCCCAGCCGCGGCUUCCCCUACGUCCUAGACGAGGACGGCAUCCGCACCACCGACGUCUAGCGCCGAUGAAGUGCCCUCGCUUGAAGACUGUUGAGUGAUAGUGACUGGUAGAGAUGAGAGAGAGAGAGAGCCUCCCUCCUUCCUCUGUGGUAAAACGGUGGCGUGUCUGCUGGUCUGGCCUGCUGCUGUGGCCCCCAGGUGGCGAGGUGACGUCGCUACAAGUGGGUUUUGAGCAGUAUUCCGGGGCAGUCUAUGAAGGGGAGGGGUGAGGGCAGAAAGAGGGUACCACUGGGAGGGAUAAACGGGGGGCCUGGAGUUAUUUGAAGGCCCGGACUGUGAAGGGGUACGUUGUUUUUGUAUGAUUUCCUUUGAAAACUUGAAUGUCCUCCUUGGUUGUUGUCCCAAGGUAUAGUAUGCCUUAAUGAUUGUCUAACAAACUAACACAUUCUGUCUUAGCCUUAGUUAUGUAACCUGGUCUUCUCCAAUUCAACACGCCCAUGCUCCUGAAAGCCUAGCCAAUCAUUUAUUUGCUGCCAGGAAUGGAAUCUACUCACAAUCGCAAUGGUAACCUACAGUAACAGUUGAUCAGCUAGCUGUCCGAUUCAUCCUUCACAUGCUCUCUCUGCUUUUUUAUUGUUUUGUUUUUAUCAGAAAGAAGAACUUGUCUCUGGUAUCAUAUAUCAUUUACCUUUUUUGUUUUUCACAUUUUUACCUGCUUUAUUUCUCUGGCUUUGCUCGUCUAAUGAGUUGCCACGGGAACUGUGAAACCCACCUUGGUGCUUUAUGUGGGUCCACUUGGUACCUUUGCCUUGUCAGACACCUGCUAGUGCUUUGAUUGGUUAACUUGGUUAGUUGUUCAGAGGCUGUUCGCACGACAGGGGCCACUGUGCUCCUCAGUAAUGCUUGUGGCCUCACCAAAUACUUGGCUAGCCUCCAUCUUGUCUCUUCAAGUUCAGAAACGCAUGCGAUCACCUCCGCAAAACCACUGCUCAGGCCGUACGCUGAAGCAAUGCUAGCAGUUCAGUGGCAAUCAUGGUUGGGACCCCAACUGUGGCGUGAAUUCGAUCAGUUGAACGUGGUGAGAUAUUAAACAAAUUCACUUAUCUGAUUGUAAUAUUGACCAAUGUGUGUAUCAUGCACAAUAAAACAUUACGGCUUUUUAAUGAA
Hypomesus transpacificus is the source of this 2768-nucleotide messenger RNA. It is a transcript of the gene plekha2, whose product is annotated as pleckstrin homology domain containing A2. Bases 339 to 1661 code for a protein of 440 amino acids. Lineage: Eukaryota; Metazoa; Chordata; Actinopteri; Osmeriformes; Osmeridae. Gene Ontology annotation, molecular function: PDZ domain binding. The record is from RefSeq and is a predicted model, not a curated record. The transcript has 12 exons. Gene Ontology annotation, cellular component: membrane; cytoplasm.